CAACAUCUGAUCGAAUAUAUCAAUAGAACAAUUCUACUUAUUGUUUUAUAUUUUCUUUCUCAAAAUAAGUAUAGAAUUCGUCUUUAAAUGCCAUGAUUCGAGAAGACGAUCCUCAGUUUCGAAUAACUCCUUUCCAACAGAUGGCAUCGGCAUGCUCUGGUGCACUAAUAACCUCCUUAUUCAUGACGCCAUUAGAUGUAGUAAAAAUAAGGUUACAAGCUCAACAGAAAGCCUUACUAUCAAACAAAUGUUAUUUGUAUUGCAAUGGCUUAAUGGAACAUCUUUGUCCUUGCGGUGAAACUGCAUGGAUACCUAGACGAGUUCACUUCCAUGGAACGAUAGAUGCUUUUUACAAAAUUGCUAAGUUUGAAGGGGUUCCAGCAUUAUGGUCUGGCCUAAGUCCUACACUUAUUCUUGCUCUUCCAUGUACUGUAAUUUAUUUUGUGUCUUAUGAACAACUUAGAUUUAGAAUGAAAACUUUAUACAACAAUGUUACUGGCAAUAGUGGUCAACCAAUGUGGAUUCCAAUGAUUGCAGGUGGUACGGCUAGAAUAACCGCUGUGACUCUUUUCAGCCCACUAGAAUUAAUUAGAACGAAAAUGCAAUCUAAGAAGUUAACUUAUUCUGAAAUCAACUUAGCACUACGCCAAGUCUUAAAAUACGAAGGUUAUCGAGGAUUGUUUCGCGGAUUAGGAUCUACUUUAUUAAGAGAUGUACCAUUCUCAGGUAUAUAUUGGACCACGUUUGAAACUACGAAAAGAUUGUUCAACAAGCCUGAAUCAGAAAAAAAUUCAUUUGUUUUUAACUUUUUCUGCGGAUCAAUAGCUGGCAGUAUUGCAGCUUUUAUUACGUUGCCAUUUGAUGUUGUAAAAACUCAUCAACAAAUAGAAUUAGGGGAAAAGGAAAUUUAUACAGACGGGAAGGUGCAUCAGAGAGCAUCAAAUAUGAAAGAUAUAGCAAAGACUAUAUAUAAGAAUCAUGGUGUUAGAGGGCUAUUUACUGGCUUGUUACCUCGAAUAUUUAAGGUUGCUCCAGCAUGCGCUAUUAUGAUUGCAACAUUUGAAUAUGGAAAACAGUUCUUCCAAAAAUACAAUACACAAAAAUAUAAGGAGAAAAUGCAAAGGCAUCAUGACAUAGUACUAAUGGGUCAGUCAACGAGUAAUAAUGAAUAUACUUCUUUGUAAGGAGGAUAAUAUAAAAAAGUUACAAACUAUUAGAAUUAUUGAAUGGUUUUUAGAAUUUUUACUUGAUUAUUUUUAGAUUCAAGUUAAUUUACUUCAUCAACUAUCAAUUCAAGUGUUCUUAUCACAUUGUUAAAGACAAAAAAUGGAAUACAAGUUUUUGUUAAGAAAAUUUAUUGAAUUGUAUUAUACUAUAUAGAUUUGAAUUAAUUUAUUAGCAAUAGUACAGUAGUACAUUGCAAUUUUCUUGAGCUAACAAAGCAAUUUCUUUGGGCUUAGGACAACUUAUUCAUAAAAAUGAAUUCCAUUACACUAGAGGUUAUAAGGUUUUGUAAAUAUUAAAAUGAAAUGUAAAUAACCUACACAAAU
This is a messenger RNA of Nymphalis io (European peacock), 1550 nucleotides long. RefSeq names its product probable mitochondrial glutathione transporter SLC25A40. NCBI's taxonomy places the organism in Eukaryota, Metazoa, Arthropoda, Insecta, Lepidoptera, Nymphalidae. Gene Ontology annotation, biological process: mitochondrial transmembrane transport. The coding region runs from base 93 to 1184 and encodes 363 amino acids. The record is from RefSeq and is a predicted model, not a curated record. The transcript has 9 exons.